Molecule: messenger RNA, 1953 nt
Organism: Odobenus rosmarus divergens (Pacific walrus)
Lineage: Eukaryota; Metazoa; Chordata; Mammalia; Carnivora; Odobenidae
Gene: SPPL2A
Product: signal peptide peptidase like 2A
Exons: 15
Coding region: 158-1729 (523 amino acids)
Biological process (GO): membrane protein proteolysis
Cellular component (GO): Golgi-associated vesicle membrane; cytoplasmic side of endoplasmic reticulum membrane; lysosomal membrane
Molecular function (GO): aspartic endopeptidase activity, intramembrane cleaving
Source: RefSeq, a predicted model, not a curated record
AAGUCGGCGCUGCAGUGGCGGCCCCAACAGCAGCGGCGGCCCGUGCCUACCCCUGCCGUCCGCGCCCGUCCGGCCCGGCCACGGAGGCAGCGCCGCGGCGGGACCCGGAGCCUGUGCCCGCCGAGAAGCGCCGCGCCGCCGGGCGCCCAGGAGUUUGAUGGGGCCGCAGCGGCCGUUGCGUACGGCCGCGACCGCCCUGCUCUGGGGCUUCCUGCUCCCGCUGACAGCUGCUCAGGAAGCAAUCCUUCACGCGUCUGGAAAUGGCAAACCUUUACCAUCUAAGGACUACUGCAUGCUAUAUAACCCUCAUUGGACAGCUCUUCCAAAUACCCUAGAAAAUGCAACUUCCAUCAGUUUGAUGAAUCUGACUACCACACCACUAUGCAACCUUUCUGAUAUUCCACCUGAUGGAAUAAAGAGCAAAGCAGUUGUAGUACAGUGGGGGACGUGCCAUAUUCUUGAAAAAGCCAGAAUUGCACAAAAAGGAGGUGCUGAAGCAUUGUUGGUUGCCAAUAACAGUGUCCUAUUUCCUCCCUCAGGGAACAAAUCUGAAUUUCAUGAUGUGCAAAUACUGAUUGCAUUUAUAAGCCGCAAAGACUUUAUAGAUAUGAAGCAGACUCUUGGAGAUAACAUUACUGUGAAAAUGUAUUCUCCAUCGUGGCCUAACUUUGACUAUACUAUGGUGGUUAUUUUUGUAAUUGCUGUGUUCACUGUGGCAUUAGGAGGAUACUGGAGUGGACUAAUUGAAUUGGAGAGCAUGAAGGCAGUGACAAACACUGAAGACAGAGAAAUGAGGAGAAAGAAGGAAGAAUAUUUAACUUUUAGUCCUCUAACAGUUGUAAUAUUUGUGGUCGUGUGCUGUGUUAUGAUGGUCUUACUUUAUUUCUUCUACAAAUGGUUGGUUUAUGUUAUGAUAGCAAUUUUCUGCAUAGCAUCAGCAAUGAGUCUGUACAACUGUCUUGCUGCACUCAUUCAUAAGAUACCAUGUGGACGAUGCACGAUUAUGUUUCGUGGCAAAAACAUUGAAGUGAGACUUAUUUUUCUCUCUGGACUGUGCAUAGCAGUAGCUGUUGUUUGGGGCGUAUUUAGAAAUGAGGAUAGGUGGGCUUGGAUUUUACAGGAUAUCUUGGGGAUUGCUUUCUGUCUGAAUUUAAUUAAAACACUGAAGUUACCCAACUUCAAGUCAUGUGUGAUACUUUUAGGCCUUCUCCUCCUCUAUGAUGUGUUUUUUGUUUUCAUAACACCAUUCAUCACAAAGAAUGGCGAGAGUAUCAUGGUUGAACUUGCAGCUGGACCUUUUGGAAAUAAUGAAAAGUUACCAGUAGUCAUCAGGGUACCAAAGCUGGCCUAUUUCUCAGUAAUGAGUGUGUGCCUCAUGCCAGUUUCAAUACUGGGUUUUGGAGACAUUAUUGUACCAGGCCUGUUGGUUGCAUACUGUAGAAGAUUUGAUGUUCAGACUGGUUCUUCUUCUAUAUACUAUGUUUCCUCCACAAUUGCCUACGCUGUUGGCAUGAUACUCACAUUUGUUGUUCUGGUGCUGAUGAAGAAGGGGCAGCCUGCUCUCCUCUAUUUAGUUCCUUGCACGCUUGUUACUGCCUCAAUUGUUGCUUGGAGACGUAAGGAAAUGAAAAAGUUCUGGAAAGGUAGCGGCUAUCAGGUGAUGGACCAUCUGGACUACGCAACAAAUGAAGAAAACCCUGUGACUGCUGAACAGAUUGUCCAACAAUAAUAUUGUGUAGACCUGCAAUAAUGUGUCAGUUGAUUUUCUACAAAUAGAGUUUGACUUUUUAAAUUGACUUUUGAAUUGACAAUCUUAACGAAUCUUCAGUGAUAUGCUUGCAAAUACAUAUUUUUAAGAGCUGGUACUGACAAUUACAUCAAAUAGUUGAACACAUUUGCUUUUAACUGUUAAAGUUGUGCCUUCACAUUAAAUAAAGCAUAUGGUCUGUGUAA